ACCAGUCAUCUCUCUCUCUCUUUUUGACUCUCUCGUAAGUCGUAACUGUAAAAAGUUGUUCACUCUGACUCUCUCUUUCUCCUUGCAAACAAAAGAAAAGGGAGAAAUGGCAGAUGAGGGAACAGCAACCUGUAUAGAUAUCCUUCUGGCAAUAAUCUUGCCUCCCCUUGGUGUCUUCCUCAAGUUCGGUUGCAAGGUGGAGUUCUGGAUCUGUUUGGUGCUGACCCUUUUUGGGUACCUCCCUGGUAUCAUUUAUGCUGUUUAUGCCAUCACCAAGUGAUCCAUAGGUAAUGAAUGAUCUUCCUUGUACUUCCGAGAAGAUGUGUUUGUGCUGAUCCUUUUUGAGUGCCUCCCUGGUAUCAUUUGGUGUUUCCAGUAACUAUUUGAGGGAAAAGAGUUGGCGUUUAUACCAUGUUGUCUCACACUAAUCAACAAGUUUUGACAUUUUACUAUCUCGUUCAUACUAACUAACAACUUCUGAUCAACUUCUUUCUCAAUAACUUUUUCACUCACAUAUCAAUUAUAAUUUUUUCACCACCGAAAAUAACUUUGACAUUUCUUAACAAUUUAUUUAUUAUGUAACAAUUUUUUUUCACAAUUUAUUUACCACUGAAAACACCCUUAUGCGAGAUAUUAUUCACUGCCGCCCCAAGCCUCUCCCAACCACACCCCACAAAAAUGUGUGGUUGAAGAGAGGUGCCAGGGGUACUGAGUAAUUUUUCCAUUCAUGCUGACCCUUUUGGGUACCUCCCUGGUAGGAGUGUCAUUUUUCUCUCUCUUUCUCUCUCUCAAGAUGUGGGAUCACGAAAAAGUUAAAAGCUGAAAAUACUCCUAGGGAUUUUUGUACUUCUGAGGAAAAAGAAGCAAAAGGAUUUUUCUGAGUUUGCUUUAGAAGCUUAUACUAGCUAUUUGGAAAAGGAAAAUUGGGUUAGUUUAGGUGAGUUUUGGGCUGAAAUGGAAAAGGCAAAUGCUCCAAGGUGAAUUGUUUGGUGUUAAACAACCCCACCCCAAAUUGCUUGUUUAAGCCAUUCCAAACGCAGCCCGACAAAAGCAAUAAGUACGUGGAAAAUAUUCUUUCACUUUUCUGAAACAAAAAAAAACCAUCAUAUAAAGGGUAGUUUUAAUGAGCACCAUAAACACGCUUAUUAGGCAAUUAAUGCACACCUUCUUGUUGGUAAUUAUUCCUUUAACUAGGCAAAUUCUAUCAUGUAAACAGUAUGAUAUGUUCCCAAAAAAAAUAAAAGAAAAUCAUUUAAUUAACAUUUAACAGUAUAGUUGGCGUUACAAUUAAAAAUGCCAUUAUUGUUUCUCUUUUUACUUCAUUAAUUAAUUGCAAGAUGCUUCUACU
Molecule: messenger RNA, 1348 nt
Organism: Rhododendron vialii
Lineage: Eukaryota; Viridiplantae; Streptophyta; Magnoliopsida; Ericales; Ericaceae
Product: hydrophobic protein RCI2B
Exons: 2
Coding region: 107-280 (57 amino acids)
Cellular component (GO): membrane
Source: RefSeq, a predicted model, not a curated record